AUGGAUGCUAACGAGCAAUUUCCGACCUCUGAACCCUUACAUGCGAAUCGCAUCCCUAUCGCGCAGCUUUCCCCAACGCUUGAGCGCUUCUCCAAGAGCUCGAUCCAUGCAUCCGUUACUCUUUUGUGGCCCUAUUCAUCAUCGACAAAAUCCCUCAGCCUCUUGUUAGCAGAGCCCGACUUUCGCUUGCGUCACUCAAAUGGACAAGUAAAGACAGUUUUCCACGGGCAUAUCGCAGAAAGUGUGGCUAAAUCUCAAAUUGGAAUCGGCGAUAUAGUUUAUUUAAGUCUGGAUGGAGCGAGAUUGUCGGAUAAUGUGACAGCACCUGGAGCCCCUGGAAAAAGCGUGGCAUGGGAUAUACAUUUCGAUGAUCGUGUGUUUCUCGAGAUUUGGCGGUCAUCGAAUCAUUUGUCAACUGUGAAAGUCGACCCUCCUACCCCCUCACCAAACAAUGAUACUACAAAUGCGCCACCGGCUACCCCCAUUUCCAAGGGCUACGAUCGCUCUGAUCAAAACUUCUCGAUUGAUGGGUUGAGCUCAUGGCAGUCUCCGGCUUUUCUAGGGCGAUCGCGCACAUCUUUGGGGGGCCUAGCUGAUUCAGCAUUGGACCCAUUCGCCGAGGAGGAUGGGUUUGUUCCCGGGAAAGGAAGAAAACGCCCUAGGUUCAGUAUGCGCAGCAACGAGUGGCGAGUAAUCGAUGAACCCGAAAGCCCGGGUGAAAGGGGCGAAGUUCCGGACUGGACACAUAUUUUCGAUGAAGAUUGGGAAAGCGAAUCAGAGCAUAGCCCCGAGGACGCUGCCGAAAAAGAGGAGAGGCCAUCGGAUGCGACUAAAAUGACAAACCCUGAAACAGACUCGGAGGGGGUAUCUCUUACUGUUCCAGUCUUAGAGGCUGAUGUUGCCAUGGAAGACGUUUCGCCGGCAUCUUCUACGACAAGUCCGGAACGACAUAUCGCUCAGGCUGCAGACGGGAUAAGGCUUCCUCCACCUGGUGUUUCUGGAAUAGCCGGGUUCUCGCGCAAGAGGGGUGUUCUAAAUUACUCGGCCCAUCUUCCGAUAGAAACUCCUCGUCUACACCCUAUUCCCUCUCCCGGACUCCCUAUUCCUUCGCCGCUCGUUACUAUGUCAAACAGUCCACAGGGCUAUUUUACACCAGUCACAGCCACGCCGCAUUCUCAUACCAGCCAGAUACCCACAACAUUAUCUCAAGAGGUGACAGAUUCAGAGAAUGAAAUACCUGGUGCGCAGCCGGAUACUUCGCAGAGAGCGAAGUGUAAAGGGACACUCAUUACUUCAGAAACAGAGGAUCGCGCAAUUGAUAUUUCCGAAUUCGGAGCAGAGUCAAAUGCUACAAAGAUUACCCUUAAAGCUACAAGCCAGCCACAUACGAUGGCCAAUACUGGGUCAGAAGAGCUAUCACCAGACGAGGACUCAAAAGUAGCAGCUGAACCUGUCAAAGUCGACCAAUUUACCCCACGCAUAUCUAAGAAGGAUACGGGGAGACUUGAUGGACAUCUAGGAGACACUGAUCAAUUGAGAAGCCCAAAGAGAGAAGGAAAAGAGGUUGAGGUCGACGAGAACUUCAUUGACGCUCAAGUAGAAGCUGAAUCCGAAAAAGACAAAGAAGAAACGCAUCAGGGGGAAGAAGUGGUCAAUGAGGACAAGCUUGAAGAUGAUGGCCAACAAAUAAAACGUAUCAAUAGAAGUCUUGUUUCUGGGGAUACUCAGGUAAGCGGUGUAUCCAGGAUGGUUGAAUAUGGUCCUACUGGAAGCGGAGAGGAGGAUACAGAGACACUGGAGACAUUAAGGAGCUAUCAUGGCUUGGCUACUAAAAGCGAGACCAACCCACCAGAAAUGGAUCGUGGGGAUCAAACGGAAGCUGUUCAUGCAGGAGUGAAUGAAUGGGAAAGGGAAGGAAGUGAAGAUGAAUCUGAAGAAGAGCUUGGAGAGGAAGAAGAAUCGGAGGGGGAACAAGCUCAAGAGAUUAGAAAGACAGACAGGGAAGAAUAUGCAGACAACAAGGAAAUAGAAAGGGACGGCUUGGAAGGUGAAUGGGAUGAUGAAGAGGGAUGGUACGAAGAAGAGUUAGAAGAGGAGGAGGAGGAGGAGGAGGAGGAGGAGGAGGAAGAAGAAGAAGAAGAAGAAGAAGCCGAGGAUGUGUACGAGGAUGAAUACGACGAUGGUGCUGAAUCUGAGAUCAUAUCAGAUCAAAUGAGCGUUGAUACGCCCACCCAGCCGCCUGCCACCAAGAAAAUACAUCCGGAGGUCAUCGUACUAGACAGUGACAGUGAAGAUGAAGUUGCGACUGCUUCUCGGGCUUACCCAAUGUCCUCAUCAAGACAAGAAGCCAGCACACAAGAGAUCGAGUCAUCCGAACCUGAAGCAUCUGCUUCCGAAGAGGGUUGCCUAAGGUCCAGAAGUUCGGACAACUCAGAAAGCUCAGAGGAUGAAGAGGGCGAAGAUUGGUCCGACGGAAAUUCGGAAAGUGAGCAGCUGAUGGAUAAGAAUGAAGAGAUGGUGGUGGAUGAGUGUGAGCAAGCGAAUGGUGAACAGCAAGGAGCAGGGCAUGCUAUAUACGAGGUAUCUGACAGCGGAAGGACGAGGGACGAGAAGGUGGAUGAGGAAUACCAAGCGGAAAACAAAGCAAUUGAAGAACCUGAGCUCAAAAGGGGGCAGGUGUCAGUAUCACAGCCCACGGAUAUUGGGGGUGCGAGCCCCGAUGCUCAUGAGCAACCAUCGCCUCAGCAUCAUCAAGAGGAACAUACGAUCAAGACACCAUCUCAAGCUUCCGACUCGGGGAAUCUUGAUCAUCACUCAUUUAUCAUGUCAUUCGUUCAAGAACCUCAUCACGACUCGAGAAAUGCUUCACACGAGCUGGAAACAGUGAUCGAUCCGGAGUUGCAAAACACUGGGCUUGGUAAAGAACAAGUAAAGAAAGAGGCGAAAGAAGGGCCUCAUUCAGAUUCUGUUCAUGCUGAGCCUAGGACUGGGGUUUUCGCAAAGAUAUCUGAGGCGGCCCAAAAUACUGCCCAAAGCUCGUUUCUUGACGGUACUUCAUUUUCACAAGCAUUGCACGAUUCCCAUGAGGCAGUUUCGGAGAGGCCUCCGCAAUUACAGCAUUUGGUACCAAUGGAUACUCAACUGGUAGAACCUGGUCCACCUUCUACGGAUUUCACUACAAUUGAGAUACUUCCCACAUCUGAACAUACACAGGGAAGUAUGACUGCGCAAGUCCAAGGCCAAAUGCCACCUGCCAUUCAAACUACAACAUCUGCGCCAGCGGAACGACAUCUCAAUCUCGCGGAAGAUGUUGAAAACGAAGCACGUCUCGUCUCUACCCCGCAGGAGGGACAGGAUGAACUCGAAGACUUUUCCGGGAAUGGGGAUGUGGGAACACCAGCAUCUUUCAGUGGAGACCAUGGCCAAGAAGAUGACCUUUAUUCAGAUGAUGAAUACGUUGGAGAUCCAGAUGAGGUCCAUCUCAUUGGAGUAGACCGCCAUUAUCCCGGCCUGCACAGCAGGCUUUCCUAUUUUGCUCCGUUAGCAACGCUUGUCGACCACUAUAAUGCAUUGGUAGAUACCAUCUCCGUUGUGUCGGAAGUCCAGCCCGUGUUUCGGGCUGCAUCAGGAAAGAAGGAUUUUAUCCUAACCCUUCAACUUACUGAUCAAUCUAUGGCUGGAACCACGCUCUAUGCCCAAAUUUCCCGGCCUUCCAAAGCAGCACUUCCCUUAGUGGAAGAGGGGAACGUUGUCUUGUUACGCAACUUCAGAGUCAAGAGAUUCAGCCGCUCGAUAAUACUUGCCAGCGUUGAUACUAGUGCUUGGGCUGUUCUCAAGGGCUUGGAUGAUAAAGCACUGGCUCAUGAUCCUCCAGUUGAAUACGGGAGCGAAGAGCAGGCCUGUGCCACUGAUCUGCGCCAAUGGUACCAAGAAGCUGGCAUGGCCAUGGUGGCAGAUAAUCAACUACAAGCCUCUAUUAACAGGGAAAGUAGAGAAGGGACACCCACUAGCAGCGCUGCACUUAGCGAUUCAGGGAGCAUCGACUCGACACCGCGCGACAUGCGCGGUGAAUCAUCUUUCUCGAGCCGGGGUUCACGGCGGGGCAAAAGGUCUCAUCGGAGAAUAACCAUCCAUGAGUUAAGGGAUGGAAGGAGAUACACUGAGGUUGGCUCGCCGUCUGGAAAAGAGAGUAUACAUGAACUGCGAGACGGAACCGUCUAUGCCAAUUUGUGA
Molecule: messenger RNA, 4233 nt
Organism: Aspergillus nomiae NRRL 13137
Lineage: Eukaryota; Fungi; Ascomycota; Eurotiomycetes; Eurotiales; Aspergillaceae
Exons: 2
Coding region: 1-4233 (1410 amino acids)
Biological process (GO): telomere maintenance
Cellular component (GO): chromosome, telomeric region
Molecular function (GO): DNA binding
Source: RefSeq, a predicted model, not a curated record